GGAAAAGCGAACUGGCAAAGCUGCAGAGGAGCGCUUGAUGCAGGAGCACAAGCGAGUGCGAGCCCCUCGCUGGUCUACUCCUCAUCAGCGCAGACGCCCUGCACCCCCACUGCCUGCUCUCCCGCUGCCCAGCUCCACGAGGACGCCAUACGUAUCCCCAGCAACAUUCCGGAGUGCUGGGAUCUCAGGAUUUCCUCCAGCCCCCCGCACACCCGUUCUCCAGUUGAGCCUUGGGACCCCAAUUCCCACGCUCCCUCUCUGUUUCACCUGGGGGUCAGCGGUGAGGCUUGGAUCUGCCGGAGCACCUGGGUCCCGCUCCCACGGGAAGGGAAACCGACAGAGCGAGGCUGACAGCUGGAGAGACCAUAUCUUUGGAAGAGGCAGGCAAGAGCAGAUCUGGAGAGGUUACACCCUGCACCCAGCACUGAAGCUUCAGUUGACGUCCAUCUUGCUCGCUUGGCGUAUUCUGCCGACGACCACCUACCCAUGGCGUAAAUGAAGGCCACCCAGUUCCCCGAACACUCGGCUAAAACCAUGGGCCUUAAUGGAACUCUCCGGAAAGGCCGGCCGCUGAUUUGGUUCUAGCUGUACCAGCCCCCUCCCCAAACCCCCCCCGUUCUCGCCAUGAGGAUCAGCUCCACCUCCUGCCUCUGCCCCUUCCUGGUCUGCCUCUGUUUUGUCCCCCAUUGCUAUGGCAAUGGUCACCAUGGUGUCGAGAUACCCUCCCGGAACCAGACGAGGCACCCUGAGGCAGAGAGCGAGGUACACCACCGGCCCAAGCGUGGCUGGAUCUGGAAUCAGUUCUUUGUUUUAGAAGAACACAUUGGACCGGAUGCCCAAUACGUAGGGAAGCUUCACUCCAACUCGGACAAAGGUGACGGCUCCGUCCGCUACAUUCUUAGCGGCGAAGGGGCGGGCACGAUCUUCAUCAUUGAUGAAAUUACAGGCGACAUCCAUGCCACCAAGAGCCUGGACCGCGAGCGCAAGACGCACUAUGUGCUACAUGCGCAGGCCAUUGACCGCUACACGGACAAGCCACUUGAACCCGAGUCCGAGUUCAUCAUCAAAGUGCAGGACAUCAACGACAAUGCGCCCAAAUUCCCCGAUGGGCCUUUUGUGGCCGCUGUGCCUGAGAUGUCCGAAGUCGGUACUUCCGUGUUUCAGGUGACAGCGACGGACGCGGACGACCCCACCUACGGGAACAGCGCCCGGGUGGUCUACAGCAUCCUGCAGGGACAGCCCUACUUCUCUGUGGACCCCAAAACGGGCAUCAUCCGGACGGCCCUGGCCAACAUGGACCGGGAGGCCAGGGAGCACUACGCUGUCGUCAUCCAGGCCAAGGACAUGGCGGGACAGGUUGGGGGACUGUCUGGGUCCACCACCGUCAACAUCACGCUCACGGACGUCAACGACAACCCGCCCAGGUUCCCUCAAAAAAACUACCAGCUGUACGUGCCUGAAUCGGCCCAGGUGGGGAGGCCCGUGGGGAAGAUCAAAGCCAGCGACGAGGACCUGGGCAUCAACGCGGAGAUCAAGUACAGCAUCAUCAACACAGACGGGGCCUCAGUCUUCUCUGUCGCCACGGAUAGAGACACUCGAGAGGGCAUCAUCUCGCUGAAGAAGCCUCUUAACUAUGAAAAGAAGAAAAUGUACACACUGCACCUAGAGGGCGCCAACACACACCUGGACCCCCGCUUUUCGUACCUGGGGCCCUUCAAGGACACGGCGACGCUGAAGAUCACCGUGGGAGAUGUGGAUGAGCCACCGGUCUUCUCUUUGGACCACUACAUCAUGGACGUGUACGAGAAUGCCCCCGCGGGAACCGAGGUGGGCGCAGUCAUGGCCCGGGACCCGGACAGCGCCAGCAGCGCGAUCAGGUAUUUUAUUGACCGUGACCGGCGCGGUCAUGAAUACUUCAACAUUGACGCCCACAGUGGGGUCAUAAAGACCACACAGAGCCUGGACCGCGAGGAGAUGGCCUGGUAUAACAUCACUGUCAUGGCCUCGGAGGUCGAUAACCCCAGCCUUGUCAGUCACGUUCCCAUCAUGGUGCAGGUGCUAGAUGUCAACGACAAUCCACCGGAGGUCGCCACGGACAGUGAGGUCAUCGUGUGCGAGAGCUCCCGGCCUGGUCAGGUAAUCCAGACUAUUGGUGCUGUGGACAAGGACGACUUCGCCAACGGAUUCCGGUUCUCCUUCUCGUUGCCAUCAAACUUGCCAAUCAAUCCCAACUUCACACUCAGAGACAAUGAAGACAACACAGCGAGCAUUGUGGCCCGGCGCCGACGGUUCAGCCGCACGAGCCAGGAGUUGUACCGUCUGGCGGUGGUGGUGCGGGACAGCGGUGAGCCGGCGCUGAGCAGCACGGGGACGCUGACGUUACGCGUGUGUACCUGCGGGGGCACUAGCGGGUCGGCGCGCACCUGCCAGACGGGAGCCUUCCUAUCAUCAGCCGGCCUCAGCACCGGGGCCCUCAUCGCCAUCCUGCUCUGCGUCGCCAUCCUGCUGGCCAUCGUUGUGCUCUUCACGGCGCUCCGCAAGGGCAAGAAGGAACCGCUGAUUGUGUCGGAGGAGGACGUGCGGGAGAACGUGGUGACGUAUGAUGACGAGGGCGGAGGCGAAGAGGACACAGAGGCCUUCGACAUCCUGGCCCUGCGGAACCCGGCUGGUGCCGAGGAACUCAAGAUUCGUAGGGAUGUGCAGCCCGAGCGGGUAUGGCGGGCAGUGGCGCGGGGGUCCCCCAGUCCCCCCAGCGCCGUGGCAGACGCAGUGGAUGUGUGCGCCAUCCUCUCCCGCCGCCUGGAGGAGGCUGAUAACGACACCAGCGUACCACCAUAUGACUCCCUGCAGACAUACGCCUACGAGGGUCAGGGUUCGCCCUCCGACUCCAUCAGCUCGCUGGGCUCGUUGGCCCCACCCUCGGACCUGGAUUACAGCCACCUGGACCAAUGGGGACCCGAGUUUCAGAAACUGGCGGAACUGUAUGGAGAAGACCAGGUGGAUGGCGCCCCCUAGCGUGCGUCGCUGUACGAGCACCCCCACCCCCCCCACCGCUGUUUAAAAUAAAGAGAGAGCCUUUGCACCACUGACCGCCACGCCCAUUGACAGUUACUGUAAAAAAAAAAAAACUGUCCUUUUUUUUCCAACUCGGAUCAGAUUUUCAAACAGGAAUGAGAAAAAUACUAUUCUGGGAAAAAAAAAAUAUUUUCCCUGGUGUAUAUUUUUUAUUGGUCAAUAAAGUCUGUAAAUUCCAAUGAAAA
Molecule: messenger RNA, 3260 nt
Organism: Brienomyrus brachyistius
Lineage: Eukaryota; Metazoa; Chordata; Actinopteri; Osteoglossiformes; Mormyridae
Product: cadherin-18
Exons: 13
Coding region: 625-3015 (796 amino acids)
Biological process (GO): calcium-dependent cell-cell adhesion; multicellular organism development; homophilic cell-cell adhesion
Cellular component (GO): adherens junction; plasma membrane; catenin complex
Molecular function (GO): calcium ion binding; cadherin binding
Source: RefSeq, a predicted model, not a curated record